Branchiostoma floridae (Florida lancelet) is the source of this 1997-nucleotide messenger RNA. RefSeq lists its product as uncharacterized. NCBI's taxonomy places the organism in Eukaryota, Metazoa, Chordata, Leptocardii, Amphioxiformes, Branchiostomatidae. The coding region runs from base 54 to 1835 and encodes 593 amino acids. The record is from RefSeq and is a predicted model, not a curated record. The transcript has 15 exons.
UCAAGGAAAAACGGUAUUGUGAGUUCACGGCUGCUGAGAAAUUUCAGAAAGCAAUGGACAGGAAGCGCCUUGCACUGGAAAGGGCAACGACUGUUUACAUGGAAGAGGGUCCGGUACCGGCCAAUGACUUCCGUCUGGAGGGCGGGCCACCUGGAUGUCAGUCCGAUUCCUUGGUUACAAAUGGUGGCAAAGCUGGAGUUGCUCACCCGAAAUGGACAGAGCUGAUUAAUGGAAACAAAUACAAGAUCAUCUUCGAUCUUCCUCAGGACGUCGAUGAAAACAUUAAAAAGGACGCAGCGGCCAUUCUACUUUUUAUAAACGGAAGGUGGAAUUGUCGCUUGCCGGAUACCCGUUUUCAUGCGUAUAACAGUCACUCUAACGGUGGAAGCGGUGACACCAAGAACAAGAUCGUUUCCUGUUUUGGCUUUGUGAUGACGUAUGACGAAGAUACCGGUCAGUUUUCUGUGACAGACGCAAACCUAGAAGCCUCAAAAGAGGUUUUAGGGAGUCUGUCCGGUAUUAACACAGAUGCGAUCGCUGGGCGAGCUGAGUAUGUCAACCCGAUAGAGCGCUUAGGACAAAACAGUGGAAAUCUGGCGAGUAUUGUCCAGGCACCUUGCACUGUGAAGUGGUCCAACUCCUACCAGAUAGAUCCUACAAUUGAGGGUGGACAGUGCCUCUACUUUGUUGGAGCAUCUGCAGGCGAUUUCUUUGUAAUGUUCUCUGUCAUCCCGAGGGACAAGACCACCUGGUUCCAUCUUCAGAUCAGUCUUCAAGGCGUGGCACUCUACAAGGGUAUGAAGUUGGUCAAAUAUGAGGAAGAGAUUGCCGCUCGGGGUCUUGGUGCCUCCAACCUGUUCCAGCCGUACUUUAUUUGCCUGGACGAGGAAAGCUCCAGAACCUACAUCAAGUAUGGAAUCGGAUCGGACACAUCCGAGAAAGGCAAAGUCUACUUGUUCUACGACGAUGAAAACCCACCAUUAGGCAUUCGGUACUACUCAUUUGGGAGUGGGGAAGCCAACGUAGAGAUCAUGGACGCGCGAGUCAUCGAAGGAAGCAAAGCAGGAGACUUGGAAUGUACCGGAUAUAGAGUGAUGAAGAAUGGGAAAUGUGUCGUAGACUGCCACCCGGAGUGUGAUGGAUGCAUUCCACCAAAGACCCCUGGUUCGGAGCUUGAUACAGAGUGUCGCCGUUGCAAGCACUUCACAAUCGACAAGAACGAAGGAGGAACUAAAUGCGUUCCAGACAAGGAAGAAUGCCCACCGUCUUCCAUAGUUGAUCCGAUAAAGAAGACAUGCAAGUGUCCGGGCAACAAAGUACUGAGCGUUGACGGAAAGGCAUGCACAUGCCCCUUUACUGACGUUGAUCAAGCUGGGAAAACAAUAUGUGUCUUGAAAUGUCCCGACAUGAAGAAACCAAACGGCGGCAGCCAAUCCCCAAAAUGUGUGUGCAAAUUUACCUACAAUGGGGUGUGCGUUUCAAAGUGUCCAAUAGACACCAUUCUUGACGGCAACAAAUGUAAAAUACACUGCCAGAUUGGAAACGGAAUAUCUUACAGGGGCACAGUCUCUGUGACCAUAUCAGGCAAAACAUGUGACUCUUGGAGCCGCUACAGCCGCUUAAACAGCUGGAUACCGGCAGAAGUGUUGAAGGACAAGAACUACUGUAGGAACCCAGCUGGCGAGCGCAACGGUGUUUGGUGCUACGCUAAUGUUGGAGAUAAUCCCUAUAGAGCGGAGGAAUGCUUCGUACCGAGAUGUGGCUGCUAUGAUGGAACAGGAGCAUCUCACGGAAAACCACGCUGUCGUAAGUUAUUUUUCAUUGAACUUGUAUGAGACCUUCUGCAUCAAGCCUCAUCCAAUUGUGCUAUUUCAGGUUUGGCUUAUUUUUAACAUAGAGGAAUAAGAUUUGUUCAUACUAGGUACAAACAGAUGCCCCAAUGUGUACUUAGUACACCUUGUGAUGGCUCACCUUUCGGUUCAUCAUUAGACACAAAU